AUGCUCGUCCGGGUGAUCCCUCCGUAUGGCCAAGCGGACAUAAUGUUCAAUUGCACCAUGUCGGACCCGAUGCACGACGACGAUAAGCCCUGUCCAGGCUCGUGGCGCGUACAGCUCGACACCCUGGAGGCUUUGCAGGAGGAGGGCCUCGCUCUCGAGUAUCCUAGGGAUAUCCACGCUCUCGACAAGGCGGCGUGGCAGUCUGCGCUCAUGACCGAGAUCAUUUUCGACGUCAGGCAGCAGGUGCUCGCGUGUAUCUUUUUCGACGGAUAUACCGUCUCCUGGCCACUCCAGUCGACGGCUAACGUCUCAAGAUGCAUGGCCUCACUCGAGCUCGUCAUGUCUACGGCGCGUGGGAUCAACCCAGGCCCGGAGUCCGGCCGCAGGUCCUGGGGCCACGAUCUGCCAUCAGCACCAGUCUCCGAGGCUGCUCCUGCUCUGCAGUCCGAGACUUCGUCGAUAUCCACGUCCUCCCACCGCUCGAAGCACAAACGGCAAAGGUCGCUGCUCGGCUCCAUCGUGUCUGCCUUCAAGGGCAUCCUCCCGGACAACAUGGGGCGCAACUCGGGUCCUAUCCUUCCUUCGUCCCUGCCACCACUGAAGAUUCCCUCCGGGCAUGCUCGUUCGGCGUCAACGUUCUCUCGCACUCAGAUCUCGCCCCCGGGUUCUCCAACGGUUUGCGAGCCUCCCCCACCGCCGCCGUCGGGCUUCAGGUUGGUCGUCCGUCCUCGCGAGCCUAUCCCUCCUCCCCCGGCGUGCAAGCCACUGGAGCCGGACCAGAUUCUGCGUCGAUAUGCGCGGUCUGUCUUGUUGGACACGGUUCGCGAGCACGUGUAUCCCAUGUUCUCUACUACCGGGCCACCGUCCUUUGAGGACAACUCUCGUCCUAUGGAAUGGGCUGCGCAGGUGGCGGGGUAUCCGCCUGGCUUGUAUCCGGCAUGGGCUGCUCGGAGCAUGCUCCGCCAGACCGAGGACCGGUUACGGGAGAUGAUCAUGGAUGCGAACGCGCGGGGCGUCGGAGACGCCAUGGCGUGCGGUGCAGUGGGCUCCGCGCCUAUGACCAGCCAGUCAUCGCGGGAUUCGGACGACUCGGAUGAUACUAUCUCUGCGAGCACCAGCGCGAGCGCGACCAGUCUCACCACGGAGACCGACGGGUCCUCUGUACACACGCCCCUCGAUUCGCCGACGUGCUCGCCUUUCGUUCCUUCUACGCCGUCCUUCGCCAAGCUUCCUCUGGUCGAGCCGAAGAUGCUCCCUCAGGUUCCUCGCAGCCCCUCCCCUCCACCGUACGACUUCGACAUGUCGGCAUACCACGCGCUCACGAAUCUCCGCGCACGGCUGUUCUCCAUCCUGUCCCGUCUGGGUUCCACGCCCCGGCAGAUCCACAACCUGCAGCUGGGCAUCCGGAACGGCUCGGAUCUCACCGUUCUGGAGAUCAAGAGCCGGCGCCGCGCGUGGAGCUGUCGCGACUUCGUGGGCGGGGCGCGUCUCUCCCUUGUCGGAUUGUCCACCCCUGCUCGCAGCUCUCCGCUCGCGCGCUGCGAGCCCGUCACCGCGGAGAUGGUGGCUCAACUACAGGCGCAGGCUGCGCAGGAGACGGGGCGCACGCGCUUAGCGUGCCUGGCGGACGAGGGCGCUGAGUUCGGCAUCCCCGGCGCCUGUGCGGGCGUCAAGGUCAUGACGAAGGAGCUGGACUCGCGCCUGUUCUCGCUCGAGGAAGAGGACGAGGAGGACGAGGAGGAGCCACAUGCGGGGUACCAGUCUGGCUACGGCUUCCAGGAGUAUGUGGAGGACGAGGAGUGGCGCAGCGGCCCCGAGUAUGACCUGGAAAGCGGGCUGCUUGCGUUCCCUCGGCCUGAAGCUGUCGCCCCAUCUGGACCUAGUUCAUACGCAUUGCCACCGUCGCAUUCACAUCCGAUGGUCCGGACUCGUACGCGGAGCAUGCGAGUAGAGCGUCCUUCUGUGCCGUCUGCCGAGUCGGAGCCCCAUUCGCUUUCGUCCGCAGGAGGAGGGCUAUCGCCCAAUUCGCUACUAUGUCAACCGCUGAACGUCAAGGUUCCCGUACCUGUGAUCCUUGACAAUGGCUCCGAGUUGGCCGGCGGCCUUCGACAUGGCUCCGAGUUCACACUGUCCAUGGACCUGCCUUCACCGUUCUCUCCUGCGCCGCGAGGGUGGGUAGGUGACAAUGUGGCUGGGGCGCCGUGGCGAUGA
Trametes versicolor FP-101664 SS1 is the source of this 2211-nucleotide messenger RNA. RefSeq lists its product as uncharacterized. NCBI's taxonomy places the organism in Eukaryota, Fungi, Basidiomycota, Agaricomycetes, Polyporales, Polyporaceae. Bases 1 to 2211 code for a protein of 736 amino acids. The record is from RefSeq and is a predicted model, not a curated record. The transcript has a single exon.